Messenger RNA from Ilex paraguariensis (yerba mate), 1567 nucleotides. The record is from the annotation of a GenBank genome assembly. Lineage: Eukaryota; Viridiplantae; Streptophyta; Magnoliopsida; Aquifoliales; Aquifoliaceae.
UGCAGAGAUCAAAACCGCACCAGAUAACGGAAGGUGAUUAUCACCUGAGGAAGGUAACCCGUCACACAAGUACAAAGCUUUCUCUCGUGGCAGUAUCGCCGACGGGUCUGACGACGAAGAGAGAGAGAGAGAGACAGAGACAGAGAGAGAGGAAGAGAUAGUAGUUGAAUGGCUGUUGAGUACAAAUGUUGCGAAACGGAGUUCUUCAUCCAUAUACUGAUAAUUGUGCUCCUUGUGUUGUUCGCUGGUAUGAUGUCUGGGCUUACUUUGGGGCUCAUGUCUAUGAGUCUGGUUGAUCUUGAGGUUUUAGCAAAGUCCGGAACCCCCAAGGAUCGUAAACAUGCUGAGAAGAUCCUGCCAGUUGUCAGAAGUCAGCAUUUAUUGCUUUGCACUCUGCUUAUUUGCAAUGCUGCUGCUAUGGAGGCACUUCCCAUUUUUCUUGAUAGCCUGAUUUCAGCUUGGGGUGCUAUUCUGAUUUCAGUGACGUUGAUACUUCUGUUUGGUGAGAUUAUACCACAAUCUGUUUGUUCCAGGUAUGGUUUGGCUAUUGGUGCUGCUGUAGCUCCGUUUGUUCGAGUUCUUGUGUGGAUCUGUUUUCCUGUUGCAUAUCCAAUAAGCAAGUUAUUAGACUUUCUGCUGGGCCAAGGACAUGUAGCUCUUUUUCGCAGAGCUGAGUUGAAAACACUUGUUAAUAUGCAUGGUAAUGAGGCAGGAAAAGGUGGAGAACUCACCCAUGAUGAGACAACAAUCAUUGCCGGGGCACUUGAGCUUACCGAGAAAACAGCUAGUGAUGCCAUGACUCCUAUAUCUGAGACUUUUGCUAUUGAUAUUAAUGCCAAGCUUGACAGGGUUUUGAUGAAUUUAAUAUUGGAGAAAGGACAUAGCAGGGUGCCAGUCUAUUAUGAGCAACCUACAAACAUCAUUGGGCUAAUUCUGAAACCAGAAGCCAGCCCACUACCGGCGACAAAACCAGAAAUCAAAAAGCCAACCCACUAUACCCCACUACCUAGGAGCCACCGACAAACCCAGCCAUCCAGCCAGCCCUCUAUCGACCAGCCUACUGUCGAUGACAAAACCAGAAACCAUAAAAACCCUCUAGUGACCAGCCCACUGCCGGCGACAAAACCAAAAACCACAAAAACCUAACCACCGAGAACAUACCCACUAACAACCACCCAGUAAGCAAACACCGACUGCCUCCUUCCCUCAAUAAAUAAAGCACCAAUUGCCCACCAAACCCAAAAUCCCAAAAUGCCAACCCAAUAAAUAAAACCAAUAUAUCAACCCACCAAGCCUAGCCGACUGACCCAGUAUCCCUUAAACCCAACAUAUCAGUCCAAUUGACUGCCCACACCAAACCAACUGUCCCAGUCCAGCCCCAAACCCAACAUAGUACCCACUCCAGCGAACAAGCCCACUGCUGGUUCGCACUCUUUGUCACAACAUUAUGUUUUUGCCUUUUGUGUUGCUGAUUAUUUGGGACCGUAGGACCUUUUAAGAGGGGUUGAAUCCUCUUCUCUGUUGAUAUGCUCUUGAUGCAGUAGAUUAUUUAUUUAUAUUUAUUGGA